AUUGAUGUAUCUAAAACCUGGCAACCCUGCGGUUAUCCACGGUUAUCACACUUCAGUAAAGUUAGGCGAUAGCGUUCGAUGAUCGUGUCUGCUCGAAAAAAUUAAUCCUAUCGCUUAUUCGUCGUUUACGGACUCGUUUCUUGUACUCGUUCGCACUUCUUGGGAAAAAAUGACAGUCGAAUUGAAGAAAUUUCUUUAUGAACUAUUGACUGAUGUGGAAGGUUUGCAUAGUAUAUUGAUUACGGACAGGGAUGGAGUACCUGUUAUAUCAGUAGCCAAUGAAAAAGCACCAGAAUUAGCUACAAGAGCUAGUUUUUUGUCUACUUUUGGAAUGGCCACAGACCAAGGAAGUAAACUCGGACUUGGCAAAAAUAAAACCAUUAUUUGCAUGUAUAGUAAUUAUCAGGUAAUCCAAAUGAAUAAAUUGCCAUUGGUUGUUAGUUUUAUCGCUAAUCACAACUGUAACACUGGCCAUGUGUUAUCACUAGAAAAUAAGAUUGAUCCUAUUUUAAGUAGUUUAAAAAAUGCAGUAGUGGAAGCCUGAUGGUUACCUGUUGUCCAUUAUGGGUGAUAAAUGCUACUGAACACAGUUUAGAUUUGAAUCUAUGAAUUAGUGCAAAUAUUGUAUAAACUGUAAUUUCUUUUCGGCGCCAACAAACAUAUUUUCAUGGUUUUACUCGCUUGCAUUUAUUCAUAAUGUAGGUGUGUUUUUAAACAGUAAUGAUUAUAUAUAUAUAUUACUGAUGUAAAAACCAGAAUUAGGAGAAUUUUAAAGACAACAUGUUAAAUCAUUAUUAAUUAUUAAGUCGAAAAAUAACAUUACAAGUAAUUAAUUCUAAAAAGUAACUCUCCAAGUAAGAAUUUACAAACGGUCUAAUGUUGGCUCAAUCAUGAGAGCUGAAAUUUUAGUACGGCAGACCAAUAUUGGCAUAAUAUAGGGAUGAUAAAUCUGUUAAAUUCAUUACUGUUACUGGUUAAUGAAAAAGUCACGUUAGCAUUGCAGUUACGAAAAAGAAAAGUAACAAUAUUAUCAAUCUAUUACUAAAAAAAGUAACUAACAUUACAAAUAACGCGUUACUUCCCAACUGUAGUAACUAUAUAAUACAAAGAAGCUUCUUUUGAGAAAUCCAUAAACAUAUAUAUUUUCGAAGUUAGAAUAUUAUUUAUUUAAAAGAAAUACUAUAUUGGUGAAAUUUAUUUAAAAGAAAUACAAUAUAUGUGAUAUUUUUUAUGAAAUUGUGCUUUAACUGUCUAAUUUAUGGGAUUAAAUAAUUUAGUGAAUAAUAAA
This is a messenger RNA of Monomorium pharaonis (pharaoh ant), 1288 nucleotides long. It is a transcript of the gene Lamtor3, whose product is annotated as ragulator complex protein LAMTOR3-A. Lineage: Eukaryota; Metazoa; Arthropoda; Insecta; Hymenoptera; Formicidae. The transcript has 3 exons. Gene Ontology annotation, biological process: positive regulation of TOR signaling; cellular response to amino acid stimulus. The coding region runs from base 170 to 544 and encodes 124 amino acids. The record is from RefSeq and is a predicted model, not a curated record. Gene Ontology annotation, cellular component: Ragulator complex.